Messenger RNA from Canis lupus familiaris (dog), 1966 nucleotides. It is a transcript of the gene EEF1D, whose product is annotated as eukaryotic translation elongation factor 1 delta. Gene Ontology annotation, biological process: translational elongation. The record is from RefSeq and is a predicted model, not a curated record. Lineage: Eukaryota; Metazoa; Chordata; Mammalia; Carnivora; Canidae. Gene Ontology annotation, cellular component: eukaryotic translation elongation factor 1 complex; cytosol. The transcript has 8 exons. Gene Ontology annotation, molecular function: guanyl-nucleotide exchange factor activity; translation elongation factor activity. Bases 1 to 1908 code for a protein of 635 amino acids.
AUGAGGAGCGGGAGAGCCUCCUGUGCCCUGGAGACUGUCUGGGAGGACAAGCAGAAGCAUGGGGAAGCCGAGCGGCGUUUCUGUGAGCAGGAGGCCACCCGAGCUGCCACCACCCAGCAGCUCCUGGCUGAGGUGCCCGCCCUGAACGGGCCCGGGCAGGAGGAGGCCCAGGACGCCGAGGAGGCCGAUGCCCCCGACAGCAGCAGCAGGAGCGACCCCGGGAAGAGCCACAACGGCAGGAAGCCUCUGCAGAAGAAGAGGAAGCGCUCCCCGAAGGGCUGGCUCGGCGCGGCAGACCUGGCCCUCGUGGGCCUCUCGGCCGACCGUGUGUGGCUGGACAAGCCGCUCUUCGACCAGGCGGAGAGCUCCUACCGCCAGAGGCUGGCCGACGCGGCCGCGCAGGCAGCCCAGCCCGCCGCGCUGGCGCCCCGGGGCCCCUGCACCCACGGGAGCCAGGUGGCCUGCCACCACGUGACCUGGGGCGUCUGGGUCAACAAGUCUUCCUUCGACCAGGCCGAGCGGGCGUUUGUGGAGUGGUCUCAGGCCCUGCUCUUGGCCGCAGAGGGGAGCGGCAGGCAGGGAGCGGCCGGCCCUGACCUGGCUGUCCCCCCGCCGGCCAGCAGCCAGUCCCCGCUGGGCGGCCUGCAGGCGCUGGUGCGGGAGGUGUGGCUGGAGAAGCCUCAGUACGACGCGGCCGAGCGGGGCUUCUACGAGGCCAUGUUUGACGGCCACCCGCCUGGGAAGGUGCGCCUGCAGGAGCGGGCCGGGCCUGAGGGCGCCCGGCGGGGCCGCAGAGACCGGCGGGGCCGCACGGCCUUGGGAAGCAGGCGGGUCGGGCCACGGCGGCUGGACGGGGACGCCUCCUGUGCCCUGCCCUACUGGUACUUCCUGCACAAGGACGCCGAGGCCCCCUGGCUCAGCAAGCCCGCCUACGACAGCGCCGAGUGCCGCCACCACGCUGCCGAGGCCCUCCGCAUGGCCUGGCGCCUCGAGGCCGCGUCCCUGCCUCACCGACCUGGUGCCCGGUCUGGCCUUUCGGUGUCCGGCCUGAGACCCAACAGGAAAAUGGCCACAAACUUCUUAGUACAUGAGAAGAUCUGGUUUGACAAGUUCAAAUACGAUGAUGCAGAAAGGAAAUUCUACGAGCAGAUGAACGGGCCUGUGGCUGGCUCCUCACGCCAGGAGAAUGGCGCCAGUGUGAUCCUCCGUGACAUUGCAAGAGCCAGAGAAAACAUCCAGAAAUCCCUGGCCGGAAGCUCAGGCCCUGGGGCCUCCAGCGGGCCCAGCGGGGAUCACAGUGAGCUCGCCAUCCGGAUCGCCAGCCUGGAAGUGGAGAAUCAGAGCUUGCGAGGUGUCGUGCAGGAUCUGCAGCAGGCGGUUUCCAAGCUGGAGGCCCGGCUAAGCGUGCUGGAGAAGAGCUCACCCACCCACCGGGCCGCAGCCCCUCAGACCCAGCACGUGUCCCCCAUGCGCCAAGCGGAGCCCCCUCCCAGGAAGGCGGCCACUGCUGCAGAGGACGAUGAGGACGAUGCCAUCGACCUGUUUGGCAGCGAUGAGGAGGAGGACAAGGAGGCGGCGCGGCUUCGGGAGGAGCGGCUGCGACAGUAUGCUGAGAAGAAGGCCAAGAAGCCAGCGCUGGUGGCCAAGUCCUCCAUCCUCCUGGACGUCAAGCCUUGGGACGAUGAGACAAACAUGGCCCAGCUGGAGGCCUGCGUGCGCUCCAUCCAGUUAGACGGGCUGACCUGGGGGGGCUCCAAGCUGGUUCCGGUGGGCUAUGGCAUCCGCAAGCUGCAGAUCCAGUGCGUGGUGGAGGACGACAAGGUGGGGACAGACCUGCUGGAGGAGGAGAUCACCAAGUUCGAGGAGCACGUGCAGAGUGUGGACAUUGCUGCUUUCAACAAGAUCUGAGCCCCAGCACCGGGCCUGGUUGUGUGAGGCCCCGCAGCCAUUAAAGACUGAGAUUGUA